AAAUCAACAUACAGACGAGGGUUUUUCUGUAGCAUGGUGCUAAUAAGCACAAAACAUUUCUGUACUUAAAAUCAGAAUAAUCGAUCUUAAACGUGAUUGCCAGUCGACAACAUUGUUGAUCAAACUCUUGACAAGAAGCGUCAGAAUCUGUUGGUAAAUAUUUCUGGCGACUUUAGACUCACUUGAUUCUCUAUCGAUUAAUAAAACAUGUACCUUUAUCCUUUUUUACCUUGUUUUUACCUUUAAGUCAUGAGCCAGCAAAGCCCAAAAGAGGAUAUUUUCCCCGUCUACGUGGGUCACAUUGCGCCGAGCAUUCAAGUGUGCGACCUAAGGACCGUGUUUAGUCGUUUUGGACAGGUCCUUGAAGUGACGAUUCUUUCGGAUUAUGGAUUUGUCAAGUUCAGUCAAGCUCGUGAUGCCGAAAGAGCCAUUCAUCGGCUCAACGGAUUCAUCAUGGAUGGUGUAGCUCUUCAUGUGGACUACAGUCAGGAGUUGGUAGAUUAUCUUCAGGCACGAGGAACGACAGUUCAGUACACGGACGAUCCAGCCCAAGAAAAGCAUGCUCUUGGACGGGGUUCCGAGCCCCCUGGACCACCAGACCCUCAGCACUUUGGAGUAGGUAGAUCGCAAUCGCCUCCCCAAAAUCAGCGAUUUGGCGAGCGUUUACCGCCAAAUCGAGGACUACAACGUUUUGGUCGAUCUUCAUCUCGAUCUCCAGGUCUAAGAGUUAAACGACAGGCAAGAAGAUCUCGAUCGCCCAAUGGGAGGCAAUUUGGGAAGCGAGCUCGAAAGCAACGCCGCUUUGGCCAGCCAUCACGAUCUCCAGAGGGAAGAAAAUUUGGCCAGCCGUCGCGAUCUCCGGAGGGUCGAAGAUUUGGUCAAACAUCACGAUCGCCACAAGGUCGAAGAUUUGGCCAACCUUCACAAUCACCAGAGGGAAGACGGUUUGGACAACCGUCGCGAUCUCCGGAGGGUGGAAGAUUUGGUCAAACAUCACGAUCGCCACAAGGUCGAAGAUUUGGCCAACGCUCCCAAUCUCCAGAGGGAAGACGAUUUGGACGCCCUUCACGAUCUUCAGAGGGUCAGAAAUUUGGGCAGCCAUCUAUAUCUCCGGAAGAGCGUAGAUUUGGUCAACCAUCUCGGUCUCCGGAAGGUCGAAGAUUUGGUCAACCAUCUCGAUCUCCGGAAGGUAGAAGGUUUGGUCAACCGUCUCGAUCCCCGGAGGGUCGAAGGUUUGGCCAACCAGCGCUACGAAAAUUUGGUCAACCAGAUCGGUCAAAUCCUCGACGGUUAAAUUCUACGCCUUUGUCGCCAGAGGAUCGACAUUUCGGUGGAAAAGCGCGAUCCCCCGAAUUAAAAAAACUUGGCCGUCGUCAAUCACCAGAUUCUAAAAAAGGGCUUCAACGAAGAAAGCGAUCGCGCUCCCCGGAUCUCAGUGACUUAAAUGAACGGCUGCAAUUAUUGUCCCGUUCCUCCCGAUCCCGAUCCCCGAUCCAGUCCACCUCCAAAACCUGGCAACCCCUUGGUAAGAUAAGAUCCAAAUCACCCAUUGGUAGAAACCGAUCGCGAUCAAAGACACCCAAAGAGUCCAACGAUUUACGUCAAUUUUUGUCUCGAAAGACUGCCGAUCAAGGAACCAAAGACAUUGGAACCAAGGGGUCGGGUAUCAAGAUAAAGCUGGGUUCGAGCAAAAAUGUCAAAAGAACUGUCACAGUGACGGACGACCCUUUUGAAAAGCUCCAGAAAUGCGACGUUCAAGCCGAUGAAAACAUCUUGGAGCACAAGGGUCCCGUUCAAGAGCUCUAUAUUGGAAACUUGUUCAAUGAAGUCGAAGUUUCCGAUGUCGAACGAUUACUUGAGAUGUAUGGUAACGUCUUGAAAGUAACCAUUUCCCCCUCUUAUGCCAUCGUUGCCAUCGAAUGUGAAAAAGAGAAAGCCGAAGAAGCAAUCAAGAACUUGGAUUGGAAUCUUUGGAUGGAUAACAACAUUAGAGUGCAGUUUAACAAGAAGCCCGUCAUGCUCUCCAAGAAGAGUAAACAACCGGCUAAUCACGACAAGUACUCCCAUUGUGAUCGAACCAAGGAUGUAUUACAGUCUCAAGAAUCGCGUGCCCCAAGACCAAGAUUGGGAAAAGUCAAAUCAGAAGUGAUUGAAAGCCAUCUAAAUGUGAAGAAGAAUUCAAAUGAAGAAGUGUCUCGGGAGGAUCUGUCUAGAUUUGAAUUAGACCCUGAAAAGAGAGCUAGGACAUUUUUCAUUUCCUCGCAAGUUAUUCCCAAAGCAUUCGUCAGUGAUAUGAAGGACAUAUUUUCACCUUUUGGUGAGAUAGGUUACUGUGUGGGGAAUGCCGAUGGGCAAUCGGCCACUUUGGAGUUGAUCUCAAAUGAAGGCAAGGCGCUGAAGUGCAUCAAAGAAGUGAAUUCCAUCACCUACAAAGGAAGCCAAUUACGGGUGACUUUCCAUGCCGGGUCCUUGGAAGACUCCGAAGCCUAUCGAAAACGGUUCUCUCUUUACUUUCGGAACUACCCAACAGAUGUAAAGCCUUCAUCUAUCCCUACCUCAUCAGUUACCUCAUCCACGCUUACUUCGGGAACCUCUCGCAAUGAGUUACCAAUUGGAGUCUUACCUCCCAGUAGCAGCUUGGGAGCUUUUGGAGCCACUCCAGAUUCCUCGACUUUGACUUCAAUCAUUGAAAACGUUCGUGCCAGCAUGGGACUCGCCCAGAGGUUGAAGAACGACUCUAGUCUCACCUCACAAAAGCCAGUGGGACCUCCCACUCCCGAAUUGCGUUCCGAUCCUGAUUACGUAUCUUCUGUGGAAGCUCAGAUUCAUUCAGUUCACAACAAAAUCGUCGUGAUUUCUUUUUUCACUGGGUUCUCUUUUCAGUUUGCCAAAUUGGUCCCUGGUCAGAUGUAUGUUAAUGGAAAGAAGUCCUUGGGUUAUCUCAUAAAGAACAAUAACUUUCAUACCUGGCCGCAAACCAUCAAGGCAUUCCUUCAUCAAGGUGCCAAGUUGAAGAUGGAUGCUCGAAAAAUGACUCUAGACGAGGUAGAAGAAGUCCGCAACCUCACCUCAGAGAAUAUCGAGUAUUACACACCCCUUGUGUGGGAAGACAAGAAACCCAGUGACGAAGAUACUACGAUAUCGUUGAUCAACCAGAAGAACCGAGUUAUGCGCGGGAUUGUGAUCAAAUUGUUCGCGAAAUGGGGCGUCCUUCGGCACCCAAAGAUGGGUGAUAUUUUCUUCGACGUGUCAACUUUUUUCGAGUCCAACAAACGCCUAAGCCAAGACGACUCUCUACUGACCAAAAUCGCUUUGGGGGACCUUUUGGCCACACAAUGCCACUCGGUGGAUUACUUAGAGAUGACCGAAUAUGUAAGAGAAUUACCGUUAUUCACAGGAACCACUGAUUCUCUUAGAUAUAGGGCCAAUCUGGUCUGGAAUCUCACCAAGGAUGUGGACCCGUACUCACUAAAAGUUGGUUCAGACGAGGAGGAGGAAAUCUCGUGUCAAUUCCUGAAUACGUCAACCACCCUGAACAGUCAACUACCGUCAGAAAAAGAGACCAAUCACCGAGGAUGGCCAGGCAUCGUGGAAGAGCUCCAUCUUCCCGCGGGAGGGGUAAUCUUGUUAGACGAAUCUUUAGGGUUGGACCUCGAGCAAAGAAGAGUCUACUUCCAUCGAUCAAGAUUGUAUCUCAACGGAGCCAAAAUCCAGUCCAAUAACAGCUUGGACGAGCAUCUAGUCCCUGGUGAUCCAGUCACGGCGGACGUGAUUGUUAAUUUGAACCCCGGGUCCAUACAGCCACCAUACGUUUAUUCGUGUGCAUUCUGGGUCGCUUUGGCUGUCCAGGUCAACACGAGAGGUCGCGGCGAGAUGUUGGCUCAGAAACUAAGAGCUGAAGAGGCCUCUUACAAUCAUGAAGAAAGAAAUUUCCCAGGGCGCAUUGUUCAACUGCACAAGCCUACGGAUUUGUUCAACUCCGUUAUUGCCGGUGUAGCUGUUAUUGAUGCAGGGCCAUUUGCUGGCCAAAGAGUGGAGUUUGACCGGGAACAAUGCCAUGCAUUCGGUCAUUCCUUGGCCAAUGCAGACCUAUCGUAUAUAAUCAAACCAAAUGAGAAAGUGUUCAUCCAAGUAAAGCGGUACAACUCGUUUUGCGUGGAUGCCCUAUGGAUCGGGUUCAAGGCACCAAAUCCGAACAAUGAACAACAUGCUGAGGAACAAGAGCAAUUUGCCACCUACCUCAAGGAAUCACUUAUGGAUUUUUCGUUCUUCACGAGUGUUGCGCGCGGUCGCACCGUUCCUCGCCCUUAUCUGCCUUUUCCCGCGCAAACAUUUGGCGGGAAAAUUCAAAAGCUCAAUAAUUUGCCAGGGCAAGGAAUCACUUCGGUUGAAGUGGACGUGAAUGUUGGGGACUAUUCACCACUCAAAGUGGAAAUUUGGCGCGAAGAUUUUUACAUUUAUGGCCAUUGGUUGGGGAAAGCCGAUUUGGGUUAUAUCUUAGAGAGAGAGGAGCAUGUUUCAUUGGAAUAUUCGCCUGCGUUGCUGCAUCACAAUGACAACUCCUCAUUGCCAAGAGCCAGUUUAGGGUGGAUUGGGUCUGAAGGUGAUCGCCCAAGUUAUCAAGGUUCUACCUCAAGGCUAACUAUAACAUCUACGAUGGAUACAAUGCUAUGGAGCUUCGUCAAAGCCAAAGGCAUGGAUGAAAAAACAUUUAGGGCGUUGGUCGAGGGGCGACUCCCUCCAAAGGAAUCCGUUCAAGAAGUCAGUCUACCUUUACCUGAUGGAACAGAAAUCGCUUUGGAUAAAGAAACCUUGGCCCAAGCUGCUUUACUGAAACAAAUGAAAGACAGUUUUGGCGGAGAGGCCUGUAUGGAAGCCUUAAUGGUUUUGGUGUCUCAAAGUAAGAAAGCCAAGAAGGACUCGAAUGAAUUGCAAACCCUCGAGACCAUUCAAAAAUUGAAGGAGCAAUUGUCUAGCUUGGAGCCUAAAUAAGUGAGAUAAAUAUAUACGUAGAUGUGUUCGGAUUAAUAUCUUUAUUUAUUGUUCAAAAUCCUUGACAAGGAUUGUAAACUGGAUACUGUGACAAUCUUUGAAAGCAAAGAUCAGAGUAAUGCAAUAUUUAUUUUGUACACAAGAAGUAAAGCAACUUGAAAAUACUCAGGAGAAUGAGAGAUAUGAGGCAAUAUGAUUCUCAAUGCUCAACAAAUUCGUCUGGCUUACUCUUGUGACUGAAUGAAGUUCUAUUGCGUUCAGGUGUGAACCUCUAAAUAUAGGAAUGCUAUGUAAAAAAGGAUUGUAAGGGUGAAUGUAUCGCUCCAUGUCAUUCUCAAAUCAUUUUUCAUUCAAAGGGAUGACAAUGGCUCAUAAGAAGGUAUAGUAUACAAAAGCAUGCGUCAAGCGAAGGCGAUGCGAGGUUACGCGGGCUCCAACUAAUGUUCGCGCUCAUCAGCUUUUAGCUUAUUCGUGUUGAUCUUCGGACUUUCAAGGCUGGUCUUCUUCAACUCGGAGGACACUUUGGUGAGGGCCUUCAACUCGAGUUUGGAGUCGCCCAGACCGCUCAAGAGGGUCGGAUCCGUCUUGGGCCGGUAGGUACUUACACAGGCCACAUUGAGCGGGAUGACCUCCACCGUAUUUUGCCCGUUCAGGUAAGUAAUCUUCAACAAGGAAUGGAGCGGAACCUU
Tigriopus californicus is the source of this 5681-nucleotide messenger RNA. RefSeq lists its product as uncharacterized. Lineage: Eukaryota; Metazoa; Arthropoda; Copepoda; Harpacticoida; Harpacticidae. Gene Ontology annotation, cellular component: cytosol. The transcript is spliced from 5 exons. The record is from RefSeq and is a predicted model, not a curated record. Gene Ontology annotation, molecular function: mRNA binding. The coding region runs from base 250 to 4992 and encodes 1580 amino acids.